AUGGAAGCACGCUAUGCUGAAAGAAUUUCCUUAACUUCUUUUUUUGGUGUGCUUCGUACAUGGUUUUUGUCCAUGGUUCGGGAAGACUUUAAAUAUGGAAAAAUUACUCUAGAAAAAACUCUGAAAUUACUUGAAAAAUUAGAUAUUCGGUACAGUACUGUUCAUGUGAAGUAUAUUUUUAAGGACAAUGACAGGCUGAAGCAAGGAAGAAUCACCAUAGAAGAAUUUAGAAAAAUUUAUCGAAUUAUUGCACACAGAGAAGAAAUUAUUGAGAUUUUCAACACGUAUUCUGAAAACCGGAAAUUUAUUUUUGAAAAGAAUCUGGCCCAAUUUUUGACACAAGAGCAGUAUACACUUGACAUUAAUAAAAGUAUUGCUUCUGAGAUCAUUCAAAAAUAUGAGCCUAUUGAAGAAGUUAAACGAGCACACCAGAUAUCAUUUGAAGGUUUUACGAGAUACAUGGAUUCAUCUGAAUGUCUACUCUUUAAUAAUAAGUAUGAAAGUGUUUAUCAAGAUAUGACUCAUCCAUUGAGUGAUUAUUUUAUUUCAAGUUCACAUAAUACGUACUUGAUAUCUGACCAAUUAGUGGGACCAAGUGACCUUUGGGGAUACGUAAGUGCCCUUGUGAAAGGAUGCCGUUGUCUGGAAAUUGACUGCUGGGAUGGAUCACAAAAUGAGCCUGUUGUAUACCAUGGUUAUACAUUCACCAGCAAGCUUCUGUUUAAAACUGUUAUCCGAGCGAUACACAAAUACGCAUUCAUAACAUCUGACUACCCAGUGGUGCUCUCUUUAGAAAAUCACUGCUCCCCUUCCCAACAAGAAGUGAUGGCAGACAGUUUGCAGUCUACUUUUGGAGACGCCUUGCUUUCUGAUACGCUUGAGGAUUUUCCAGACAAAUUACCUUCACCAGAGGCAUUAAAAUUCAAAAUAUUAGUUAAAAACAAGAAAAUAGGCACUUUAAGGGAAACCCGUGAAAGGAGAGGUUCUGAUAAGCAUGGUCAGGUAGAGGAAUGUGAAGAAGAAGAGGAGGCAGAGCAAGAGGAGGAGGAAGAUGAGGUCAAAGGACUGGAACCAUCGGAUGCUUUUCAAGAUGAUUUGGAAAAGGAGGCAGAGUCAAAAAGGGCAGUUGGAAUUCCACUCUUCAAGAAAAAGAAGUUAAAAAUAGCUACGGCCCUAUCUGAUCUUGUUAUUUAUACUAAAGUUGAGAAGUUCAGAAGUUUUCAACAUUCAAGACUGUAUCAACAAUUUAAUGAAAGUAACUCCAUCGGGGAGUCACGAGCCCGAAAACUUCUAAAGUUGAGAGCCAAUGAAUUUAUUCUUCACACCACGAAGUUCAUUACCAGAAUAUAUCCCAAAGCAACAAGAGCAGACUCUUCUAAUUUUAAUCCUCAAGAAUUUUGGAAUGUAGGUUGUCAAAUGGUGGCCUUAAAUUUCCAGACCCCUGGUCUGCCUAUGGAUCUUCAAAAUGGGAAAUUUUUGGAUAAUGGUGGUUCUGGAUAUAUUUUGAAACCACACUUCCUAAGAAAUAGUAAAACAAAGUUUAAUCCAAAUAAACCACUAAUGAACAGUAAUCCAAUCAUACUUAUGAUAAGGCUCAUCAGUGGGAUCCAGUUGCCUCCCAGUUAUCAUUCAUCAUCUAACAAAGCAGACACAUCAGUGAUUGUAGAAAUUUGGGGAGUUCCACAUGAUCAAAUGAAACAGCAGAGUCGUGUAAUUAAAAAAAAUGCUUUUAGUCCAAGAUGGAAUGAAACAUUCACAUUUAUUAUUCAGGUGCCAGAAUUGGCAUUGAUACGUUUUGUUGUUGAAAAUCAAGGUUUAAUAGCUGGAAAUGAAUUUCUUGGGCAAUAUACUCUACCAGUUCUAUGCAUGAACAAAGGUUACCGUCGUGUUCCUCUGUUUUCCAAAAUGGGUGAGAGUCUUGAGCCUGCUUCCCUGUUUAUUUAUGUUUGGUUUGUCAGAUAG
This is a messenger RNA of Kogia breviceps (pygmy sperm whale), 1962 nucleotides long. It is a transcript of the gene PLCZ1, whose product is annotated as phospholipase C zeta 1. The transcript has 13 exons. Gene Ontology annotation, cellular component: nucleus. NCBI's taxonomy places the organism in Eukaryota, Metazoa, Chordata, Mammalia, Artiodactyla, Physeteridae. Gene Ontology annotation, molecular function: calcium ion binding; phosphatidylinositol-4,5-bisphosphate phospholipase C activity. Gene Ontology annotation, biological process: lipid metabolic process; release of sequestered calcium ion into cytosol; phosphatidylinositol-mediated signaling. The record is from RefSeq and is a predicted model, not a curated record. The coding region runs from base 1 to 1962 and encodes 653 amino acids.